Clarias gariepinus (North African catfish) is the source of this 765-nucleotide messenger RNA. Its product is annotated as putative nuclease HARBI1. The transcript is spliced from 2 exons. The coding region runs from base 1 to 765 and encodes 254 amino acids. The record is from RefSeq and is a predicted model, not a curated record. NCBI's taxonomy places the organism in Eukaryota, Metazoa, Chordata, Actinopteri, Siluriformes, Clariidae.
AUGGAGGUCGUGGAAGAAGGCUACGGCCUCAGCAAACCCUCUGUGUGGAGGUGCGUCCUCGCUGUUACUAACGCUCUUUUGCGCCAUGCUGGGGAUUGGAUUCAUUUGCCAGCAACACGCCAGGAGGUCCAGGAGGUGCACCAGGGCUGCCAUGCCAUUGCUGGCAUUCCUAGAGUCUUAGGCUUAGUGGAUGGAACACUAAUCCCAAUCUUCACUCCAUCAGUGCUUGAUCAGGCUUACAUGUCGCGAAAGGGAUAUGCGGCAAUAAACGUCCAGGUAGUGGUGGACCACAGGGAUCUAAUCAAUGACCUGGUGGCGAAGUGGCCUGGCAGCACCCAUGACAGUUUUGUCUGGGCCAAUUCUGCCGUGGGUGAGCAAGCAGAAAGAGUUGAAUUUGGUCAGAGCAUGUUUCUCGGGGACAGUGGAUACCCUCUCAGAACAGCCUUCAAUGUUGCACACAUUCACACUCGCAACAUCGUCGAGCGUGCAAUUGGACUCUGGAAGCUGCGCUUUAGGUGUCUGCACAAGUCUGCAGGAGGAUUGCGCAUAAAGCCUUACAGGUGUUGCGCAGUUAUGGUGAAAACAGCCAUGCUCCAUAACAUGGCUCUGCGUGGAAACACACCUUUACCAGAAGAGGAGGAGGAGGCGAAUGAGGAGGAAGAUGCAGAGGUGGACGUUAAGGUCUUCAAUCCUUCACAGAGAGCUGCACUGCAUGCUGCCGGGGUUGAGGCAAGGCAGCAGUUGAUUGAAAAUGUUUUUGUUUAA